This is a messenger RNA of Phytophthora infestans T30-4, 516 nucleotides long. RefSeq lists its product as uncharacterized. Gene Ontology annotation, biological process: protein homooligomerization. The record is from RefSeq and is a predicted model, not a curated record. NCBI's taxonomy places the organism in Eukaryota, Oomycota, Peronosporomycetes, Peronosporales, Peronosporaceae. The transcript is spliced from 4 exons. The coding region runs from base 1 to 516 and encodes 171 amino acids.
AUGCACAGCGAGAGUUUGACGCCAGACGCAAUGAGUAUGUUUGAGACGAAUGUGAGCAAGCAUUUUUGCUUUUUGCCCGAGGAAACAGUGAUUGUCUUCAAUGUGGGUGGCCAGUUGUUCAAGUCGACUGUGAAGAUUUGGACUCGAGAUCGCUUCUCGAUCCUUGCUCAGCUUUGCACGAAAUCUCCGAAACUUCGCCCUGACAAAGACGGAUCGUUCUUCUUCGACCGCGAUUUUUGGGUCUUUCGGCUAAUUCUCGCAUUUUUGCGAGAUAACAAGCUGCCAGAUGCCGUCGAGGAAUUGCGUGAGCUGUACUCUCGAAUGAUCGGUGAGGAUGCCAUGGUUGCCAACGUAUUGCAAACACACCCUGCUGUCUCGAUAAACAUACCUACUGCGGCUGUCAUAGAGGAGAAGGAUGGUAAAUCUGCUUCAUCGGUAGGUGAAAGCUCGGACUUUUCAAUUCUGAGCAAAUACGGCCAGCUACCUGACCCGUUCGGGUUUACGUCGAAGAAGUAA